AUAGGAUGAAUGGAUAUUGUGGAGAGCAGCGUCUGAUUACAGACACGCCAGCAGGCUUCAGAGCGGCAGGACGCUUAUUUGCGGAGCGAGAAGCGCCAUUUAACUCUCCUCUGAGGGAAAUUAAGCCCGUUUUCCGCUUUUAAUUCCGCUUUAACCCGGAUCUGACAGCACAGCCCCGCAGUUUGGUCGCUGGUUCUGGAGGUCUGAGGUCGGCAUUAAUGGCUGCGGCGGGCCGACUGUCGACGGAGUGAAACCCUGCAGGGAUGUCGCAGUUUGUGGGGGUGUGAACUGAGGAAUAUCGGUGUUUGACGGCCGGACGGGAGGCUCCAGAGUUUGGUCUGUUCCGCCUGCGCGGAGUUAAACAGGGCGCUGGGGAAACGGGCCGUCUUCUGUCUGGACGCCUGUCCAUCUGUGUUUUCGUCUCUGAUAAGUCUCGUGUGCAGCCGCCAUCAUUCCGUGCUGCGGCGCCGACCCCAACAUGUCUUCCAACGGAGACGUCAGCGACCUGAGCAGCUCCGACAGCUUCUGGGAGCCGGGUAACUAUAAAAGGACGGUGAAACGGAUCGACGACGGCCACCGGCUGUGCACCGAGCUCGUCACCUGCUUCCAGGAGAGGGCCAAGAUCGAGAAGAGCUACGCUCUUCAGCUGAGCGACUGGGCCAAGAGAUGGAGAGGCGUCGUUGAAAAAGGCCCUCAGUAUGGGACCCUGGAGAAGGCGUGGCACGCCUUCAUGCAGGCCGCCGACCGCCUCAGCGAGCUGCACGCGGAGCUCCGGGAGCGGCUGGCGGGCGAGGACAGCGAGAAGAUGCGGGACUGGCAGAAGAACGCCUUCCACAAGCAGAUGAUCGGAGGCUUCAGGGAGACCAAGGACGCGGACGACGGAUUCAGGAAAGCUCAGAAACCUUGGGUCCGCAAGCUGAAGGAGGUUGAAUCCAGUAAGAAGAGCUACCAUCAGGCCCGGAAGGAGGAGUGGACAGCCCUCACCAGGGAAACGCACGCCAAGGCCGACCCGUCCAAAUCACAGGAGGAGGUCCGCAAAUACUCGGUGCGGGCGGAGCGCUGCAACCAGGAGGCCGAGAAGGCGAAGGAGCGUUACAGCAAGGCGCUGGAGGAGCUGAACCGCUGCAACCCGCGCUACAUGGAGGACAUGGAGCAGGUGUUCGACCUGACGCAGGAGGCCGAGCGCAAGAGGCUGCGCUUCUUCAAAGAAGUCCUGCUGGACAUCCACACGCACCUCGACCUGUCCGCCAAGGAGAGCUUUAAGAACCUGUACCUGGACCUGGGUCAGACCAUCCGAGCAGCCAACGACGCCGAAGACCUGCGGUGGUGGAGGAACACCCACGGACCGGGCAUGAGCAUGAACUGGCCCCAGUUUGAGGAGUGGACUCCGGAGGCAAGCCGCACCAUCAGCAGGAAGGAGCGAGGAGGAAACUCUGAGGAGAACGUGGUCACCCUCACCAACAUCGUGUCGUCGGGCGGAGGAGACGUCCCGCCCAGUCCCAUCACAGCGGAUACCGGCAGGGGGAAAGAUUACUCAUCGGACUGGUCGGAUGAGGAGAGUCCCAAGAAGGUGCUGGCGGUGAACGGCGUGGGGGAGGCGGACGACAAAGACGAGGAGGAGCAGGCGGAGGAGGGGGUGCCGGUGAGAGCGCUGUACGAUUACACGGGCCAGGAGUCGGACGAGCUCAGCUUCAAAGCAGGCGACGAGCUGCUGAAGCUCGGAGAGGAGGACGAGCAGGGCUGGUGUAAAGGACGGCUGAGGAGCGGCCAGGUCGGCCUCUACCCCGCCAACUACGUCCAGGUCAUCGCUUCCUGAUGGCUCCGCCCCCCUGGUCAACUCAGCCAAUCCGAACGCUGCACACAGACUGCCCGGAUCAAGUGAAAGCUUCCAGUCCUGACCAGAGUAGACCGUUUCAGGAUCCUGGCUGGGAAUCCUCCUUUACUGUCAUCUGAGCGACAUUUUAGUCGGGCCUUGUUGAGAAAGCCUGUUUUACUCGCCUGACAGAGGAGAGGACAACAGAACUACACCAUCUGCCAGCAGAGUCAUCCAACGCUAGUAGGAAACGCACAAAUGCAUAUUCCCCCCUGCAAAAAGACAGUCAAUCCGCAGCAAGCGGCGCACCAAAAAAAUGGAUUUAUCUUUUAAAUUUAGUCAUUUGAACAUUUUGGAAAAUUUCUACCAUGUCAGAAUAAAAGUCCAGCUCGCAUAAAGCUAGGCCUUAGAGCUGGUUAGCAUAGCUUAGUGUAAUUAUGCUAAGCUCCUGUGCUUAUCGCAAUAUCGCAUCUAAAGUAUUUUGAGAAGCUUUAAUUAACAAAUGCUCCCAUUUCUGCACAUGCGAAACAUGCCGGUGAAAGUUUUUUCCCUCUAGCCUAUAGGUUUUUGUGGAUCUACCACCUAGUGGCCACCAGUGCAAUUGCAUGCUCAAGAUCUUCCUCUCUUGGUUUUAGUGGCUGGAAAAUAGACUUUAAAGGGACAAUGAGUUUUGAUUUUAUACAGGGCUCGGUGAAACAUUUGUCAGUCAGUAUUUUGCUUUCAGUAGGUUGUUGUUGGAACAGUUUCGGUUUAGAGAAUUCAGAGAAAACCUUUUUUGUAAAUAAAGUAAAAGAGACCAUUGUUAACUAACUUGAUGUGACAGCACAAAAUGACAAAGCAUUUUCUGGAAAUGUUAGAAGUCUUUCAUUUAUCCUAAAUUGGUACAAAAACAGAGUCUGAUCUGACUAUGAGUUACCGUCACUCUUUAGAUGUUAAUAAUCAAUAUCUUACCUUCAGUAGAAUCAGAACUUCUCCAGUUAGGAGAUUUUAGGACAACUAGUUCACAGAACCCCAUUGUUUAAAAUAAAUUAAGGUAUUCCUUUGAGAUGAAAAGCCAAAUUCCCGAUAAUCAGUGCCUUAGAUAAUUAGGCCAGAAAAUGUGCAUCGCAUCCCGUAAAUUCACAGCGCCGCUCUUUUUGAAUAAAUACCAUGCAGCAAAUAAACAGCACAGCCCCCGUGUGUCACUGAUCUACAAUCUUCUGCAAAUGAACAGCACCGCCCUGUGGUGGACUGUGGAACUACAUCCUAUUGAUAAACAGCGCCACCCUUUGUUUGACCGUGGAACUACAUCCUAUAAAUGAACUUCAGAUUGACUAAGGAAUUGCAUUUUAUAAAUGUGCAGCACCAUCGUUAGUUGGCUGAAGAAUUACGUACAAUUAACGAACAGCGCCACCCUUUGUUUGACUGUGAAACUACAUCCUAUAAAUGAACAGCGCCACCCUUCAGAUGGACUGAGAAACUGCAUUUCAUAAAUGUGCAGCACCAUCGUUGUUUGGCUGAAGAACUGCAUCCCUUCAAUGAACAACGCCGCCCUACUGUUUGGCCAAAGAACUGCAUGCUCUAAAUAAAGCUCUUCACUCUUUAGACAGUAAUUCUGCUGCUCUGCUGUUUGAAUAAAAAAGAAACAGCUGGGAGAUGGUUUAAUAUUCGGAUACCUGAACGUAAACUGGAUGUUGCCGGCAGCACCGACCUGGUUUCUGUUUCCACCCUCUAGUUUAAUUCGAUCGUAUUUUAAGUUGGCUUUUCAAGUUACUCUGGUUUUGGAUGUGACGCUUUCUUUUUAAAAGAACAAUAACAGUUUAUAUUAACCUCUGAGUAUGGACAGUUUAAUUGUUGCCACUUAUUUCUUAGACAUUUUAAGACUAGAUUUUUUCUUUACAGUCUGUUUCCUUUUCACUAUUCCUCCUGGGGGGUAAUUGUAACCAGCGAGAAGUUUCUUUUUUUAAAAACUGUUUGGCUGUGAACACAACAAAUUGACCUCAGUCACAUAAACCAAGUAUAGAUAAUUCUGUUUU
Molecule: messenger RNA, 3828 nt
Organism: Fundulus heteroclitus (mummichog)
Lineage: Eukaryota; Metazoa; Chordata; Actinopteri; Cyprinodontiformes; Fundulidae
Gene: pacsin3
Product: protein kinase C and casein kinase substrate in neurons 3
Exons: 11
Coding region: 479-1816 (445 amino acids)
Biological process (GO): plasma membrane tubulation; regulation of endocytosis; cytoskeleton organization
Cellular component (GO): cytoplasm; plasma membrane; endosome
Molecular function (GO): protein binding; phospholipid binding
Source: RefSeq, a predicted model, not a curated record